This is a messenger RNA of Theileria orientalis strain Shintoku, 3327 nucleotides long. RefSeq names its product integral membrane protein. NCBI's taxonomy places the organism in Eukaryota, Apicomplexa, Aconoidasida, Piroplasmida, Theileriidae. The record is from RefSeq and is a predicted model, not a curated record. The transcript has 12 exons. The coding region runs from base 1 to 3327 and encodes 1108 amino acids.
AUGAAGAGAACCAAGUACACAAUUAAGUUAUUUUUAACCUUUAUCGCAACCUGUCUGUUCGGAGCAAUUUUUAGCCUGUCGAAUAUGACAGGAUCCAGAUAUAACGCAAGGCAGUCUAUUCUAGCAAUAUCAUCCCUGAAUGGGUCUUCACAACUAUUGGAUAACAAGACGAAACCACUGUCAAAAUUUUAUAAGGACCUAAUUCAAUCAGUAGCCGAAUGGAAAAUCCCGAGAGGAUACAAGUUGACGGAGGCAUAUUUUAAGACGAGUUCCGGUAACGUCGAUGUUCUACCAAUACGUAAACAAGACUUCGUUGAAGUCUCAUUGAAGGGCAAUCUUAAAUUCAUACUGAGCAUGGUAAGCGAAAAGAAGAAGAUAGAUUGCGACUCGACAACGAACAUGAAUUUGAAUUCGGUGAACAUAUGGGAGGUUAAAAACAAAAUAUACGUACGCAUCAAAGAUAGAAAGUAUUUUUACAUGGCCCUGGCGAUAUCAGGAAUACUGGUAGCGACACUCUUGACAAUAAAGAGGGGGAAGACGACGAUUUUUAUAUGCUUGACAUUGGGAGUAUUCCUGGCGCUGACGAUUGGAAAGCAGUUCCUAAAGCCAGAACACUACUAUGUGCUGAGGUACAUAGAUAUUUCGAGCUCAGUGAGCAUUAUGCUGAUACUGGUGUCCUUUUACUUUAUCCAGUCGUCAGUGUUGUCGCAGUACCACGAGAUGCACAAUAUGUUCGCGUAUCAGUUUAGGACGUACGUGGUAACAAUGAUAUCAGUGCUGCUGUCGGUAUUCAACCACAACAUCGUAGUGAACAUGAUCAACUGGUUUGUGUGGGUGCCAAUACUGCAGUGCUACGUAUUCCAGAACUACGAAGAGAUACUGGACAGAGAACAGAAGAAGAAGGGCGUGAUCAAUGUGUUGCAGAUGGUGGACGAGUUUGAGCCUUUAAAGCUGGACGACGCAGAGUCGAUGCAAGAGUACUCAGAUUUCCAUGCAAGAAGGAAGAAGAACCUGAGGCCAUAUUUUAUGUUCAUACACUUGAUGGUGUUUGUAGUGAGUCUGUUGGUGUGCUUUAAGAACGAAAAGUACUUCAACGCUACUAGAGAAGUGGACGAGGCGCUCUCUAGACCUUUUGAAGUGGAUAAUAUGAGUGUGCUGGACAUAGAGGAGUUCGUAAGGAACAAGGAUGAUUCGUCAGUCAAAUUUAAGAUCGUAAAGACGGAAAGGAAGGAGGUGAUAGAAGAUAUAAGCCUGAUCACGUCGAAGACGAUGCUGAAAGCAUGGGUAAACUCGUUCACAAAAAAGGUUAACUUCAAAACGUCGCUGAUUCUGUAUAAGGACUUGGAAGAUAAGGGGGACUAUAAGCUGUUUAACGAAAAGAACAUAGAACGACUGUCGGAGCUGAACAUGAAGUUGCUGUUUAUAUUUGGAGGAGACCGGAUAAUCACGACUGCAGAGAUCGCAAUCGGAGAGAACAAGACGUCGACGACGCUUAAAAACUUAAGCGUGAUCACAUUUGGGUUGAAGCAGAACAUGAACCUGGGAGUCCUGAUACUGCUCAACUGCUUUGUGCUUAUAGCAGCCCUGGUUUUGACAGGAGGCAAGGACAAGUCGAAGCUGAGACCGAGUCUGAUAAUAGCACUGCUGGCAAUCAACGUGGUAUUCUGUGUUUUAUUCUUCUUCAUUAUACCGAAGUUACUGAAGGAAAUCAACGACGGCAUAAAGGUGUUGGAAGGAGCGACCGAAGGAGAGGACCUGAGGACGUUCGUUAAGAGCGUGACAAAGUUCGUAUGGGUGAGGAAGGGAGUCACAGUGAUACUGUUCCUGUGCAUAGUGCUGCUAAUAGUGUACAUCACAAUAAGCAUGCCGAAGGAGUACUCGAGCUUCAACAAGAACAUGACGAGUGUCAAGAGGGAAAUAACGUCGGACUGGAAGAACUUGAGAAUACUGGGAUACCAGUUCACAAUACUGAUCCUGAUAUCGUCAAUAGUAGGCCACGAGGCGUUUGGAUACAAGUACGAGGAGUUCAGAAACGGCCUGCUGAGCCUGAGGUACAACCUGAUCAUGAUGUUCAACAAGUUCCUGAUUGAGCCGAAGGCGGACCUGAAGAACCCACUGUACCUAUACCACCGCUUCGCAAUAUUCGUCUUCUACAACGUGGUGCUGACGGGGUUCCUAGCAACCUUUUACUUCCACUCGUGCACGAAGAGGGACCUCUGGUUCAGAAAACACAAAAACUUCUUCGUCUUCCCGAAGUCAGGAGACUUUAACUUCGAUGUGAACAUAAAGGCGACAUUUGAGGAGCUGUUGGCAUUCAAGGUGUUUCUGAAGGCAUUUAACGCAUACAAGGAGCACAUAAAGGCAAAUGAAACCGAAAAGGAAGAUGCUUGUAAGCAGUUUCUAGAGACAUUUACACAAAGUAAGCAGGGAAUCAACAAGUUUACCUUUAACGGAGACAUAUACGUCUACUUUGAGAGAAUUAAGAGAUAUUUAUUAUGCAUAGUGUUCCUGAGAAUAAAAAUUAACUGCUGUAACGCAAAAAUAAAGAGACUAGAAGAGGAAAGGGAAAGAAUAACAAGGCAGAACGAUAAUAAAAGAGAUUAUCUGAUAAUGUUGCAGAAAAAAUUGAAGGAAACAAUAGCAGAAGUAGAAAGGUUUAGGUCAACAAAUACAAUAUUGGACCUGAUAGACGCUAAUAAGAAUGCUAAGGAUGAUAAGAAGGUGAAAGAGGAAAAGCCAGCACUUAACACAAUGGAAAGCAAGAGGUACGAUCUAAAGGAGCUGGAAGCAUUCCUAAUAGACCCAAAUAAGAAAAAGAAAAUUGAAGUGGAAGAUGGGUUGGAGCCGGAAGAAGAGGGAGAGACAGAAAAACAUAAGGAGAACAAGUCUUCAGAAAAAGAAGGCAAACAGAUUAGUGAAUCACCGAAACUAGAAUUUAAGGAAUUGGACACAGGUUCCUAUAGAAAUAAAUCAAGGAAAGAAAAGGAGAGUAGUGCUAGUGACAGCAUUACUAAUCAGGAUGUCGGUUCAGAUAGUGGAUCCAAAAGUAGUAAAAAUAAAGAAAAUCCCAAAAAAGACCCUGAAAGUGAGGAAAAUAAGGUGAAUAGACAAGAAAGUAAAUCGGAAAAAAAGGAAAAUAACAAAGAAAAUGGCCAAAAAAAUGUAAAAAAUGAAGACGAAGAGGAAUGCAGUGCUGAAAAGCAAUCAACAGAGUCUGAAAACAAGACAAAGGGAAGAACUACACUGAAGAGACCAGAAAAAACGAAAACUACGAAGAAAGAAGUAGAAGAGGUGGGAAUAUUCAAGUCAAAUGUACUUAAAAAUUAA